GCAAACUGUGAAAAGCCAAAAACUGCUUUCAACGGGCACAAUGGGCGGUGUGACGCCUCACCCUCUCCCAUCGCGUUGAAUGGCCGUGGUCAUUGGGUCCGGCCGUUCCGUGCGGCAGGUCACAGCUCUGUUCUGCCCGGGGCAUCAAUACGUUCGGUAAAUCUUUUCCUCCGCUAUGAACGCCAAACUUCUGGUCAUCCUCGUCUUGGCUCCGUUCACGAACAGCGCUGACUUUCGGAAGUCUGGCCGGCCAGGCGGACGACACACCAUCCUGGUGCCCCGCGUUCUGUACAUGGAGCACUGCAAGGAUGAACGGCAGCACUCACUGAUAGUGCACAACUACUCGUCGCUUGUCGACGGCCGCGGCGUCGUCUACCUUAACGCGGUCAUGGAGUACACGAGGACUGCUAAAGCGCUCACUAUGAUGAAGAUCGUGCUACACAAGUGUCGGGAGGCCGUGUCGUCCAACACAUGCGAGUACUUCGCCACCUGGCCGUUUACCGCAGCGAUCUGCAACAUGGUCACGACCAAAGGCAUGAUGUGGAGUGGUUUCAUGAACGCCUUUCGCCCUGACUUCAAGUGCCCCGUCACAAAGGGGAUUUAUUUUCUGGAAAACGCGACGUUAGACGUCUCCCUGGGAGAGACCAUUGCCCACAUCAACAUUGCAGGCAACGUCUGGAGGGCCGAAGUCAACCUCAUGGACGAUAAAAAGGAACUUUUCACGUGCUUAAAUACUGCAAUCCUCAUUAGCAGAGUCAACAUCAAGGACUAACACCACCACCGCAGCCACCAAGAUUAAGAAGUCAUUAGAUGGAACUUCAAACUAGAGUUUCCGAAUUCACUUAUUACCUUGUGCACCUUGUGAUACCCUGUAUGAUACUGUCACGCCUACGACAACACAUAGUAAUCACAGUAAAAUUAUUACGUACAAUCAGAAAAACGCGUUUGUGAAGAUUAAAAUGAACUACCAUCUAAAUCUUCAGUCUGUUAUCUCUUCUUUGCAAAUGAAGUUAAGGUGAGAUGUGGAUGAAAUUACAUAAGUACUGUGAGAAAACUUGGGGCCAAAUAAAUCUUAACUAUGAACGCAGGAAGGUGUAACAGUUGGAAAAAUUGGGCCAAAUACUACACUAUUGCAUUAACUAAUUUUUGCAUACCGAUCAGUGCGUACUGUUUUGUCCCCCAUGCGUGGUUUAUUCUAUUCAUAGGGAAGCCAUACACUAUCUCCGCAAGGAAUCGCCACACAGGGGGGUGGGGGGGACUUCUUGUGUAAAAGAGAAUGGCCUGCCGCAAGGCAUGUAGGCCAGGGUUUUUCUUUGUAGAGACCACCGCCUUGUAGGUGGUGUACUUUCUUGUAGUUCUUCUUUGAGAUAUUAGUUUUUCAUAACUUGAGAUGGCUGUUUGCCGCCAG
This is a messenger RNA of Thrips palmi, 1408 nucleotides long. RefSeq lists its product as uncharacterized. Bases 176 to 772 code for a protein of 198 amino acids. The transcript is spliced from 5 exons. The record is from RefSeq and is a predicted model, not a curated record. NCBI's taxonomy places the organism in Eukaryota, Metazoa, Arthropoda, Insecta, Thysanoptera, Thripidae.